AGCGCGGCUGCUGGCGGCUGCGCUGCUGGGUUCCGAGCCGGGUGUGGACGCCGCCUCCGCGCCCCUGUUCGGGGACCUGUGUGUGGUGGCGGCACAGGCGUUCACGGCACUGCAGUUCAUCCUGGAGGAGAAGUUCGUGGCCGCCUACCGCGUGCCCACCCUUCUGGCGGUGGGGCUGGAGGGGGCCUGGGGCAUGCUGGUGUGCUGCGUGGCGCUGCCGGUGCUGGGGGCGGUGCGGGCGGGGGCGGGCGGGGAGCCGGUCGACUCGGCGGCGCAGGCGCUGCGCGAGGUGCUGUCGCACGGCCCGCUGGCGGCCUCCGUGGCGCUGUCCAUCGUGUCCAUCGGCUUCUUCAACUUCUUCGGGAUAUCGGUCACAAAGGCCCUGAGCGGCGCCGCCCGCGCCACCAUCGACGCCACCCGCACGCUGUUCAUCUGGCUGGCCUCCAUGUGGCUGGGCUGGGAGAGGUUCCUGCCGCUGCAGGUGGUGGGCUUCGCGGUGCUGUUCGCAGGCACCAGUCUGUACAACGAGCUCAUCCGCAUCUGCCUGCCUCGGCCCGAGGAGCUGGAGGAGCCCGAGGUGGUGGAGGUGAUGUACGGCAGCGGAUCCAGGACGGCAGGGGGAGGAGGAGGAGGGGGGAGUGGCAGCGGGAGCGACUCGGAGGAGGGGGAGGAGGAGGAGAGCGGGUAUGAGAGCGACAGCAGCAGCGGCAGCGGGAAGGGAGGAGCAACGGCGGAUGAGGAGGCUGGUACCCUAUCUGAGCCCCUGCUCUCCGCCCCCUCACCCGCCACCACAAACCGGAAGUCACCAACCCUAUCAGCAGCCGGCGCCGGCCCCUCCUCCACCCCCUCCUCGGGGGGGCCCACCACCCUAGCAGCAGCGGCAGCGGGAAGAGCAGCGG
Molecule: messenger RNA, 899 nt
Organism: Astrephomene gubernaculifera
Lineage: Eukaryota; Viridiplantae; Chlorophyta; Chlorophyceae; Chlamydomonadales; Astrephomenaceae
Source: the annotation of a GenBank genome assembly